AUGUUGCUGUGUGGUUUGUGCGGGCGGGCGCUGUCUCCUGAGGAGGCGGCGGGGAAUCGCUGCCGCCACCCCUGGCCAGCAAACCUCGACCUCCGUCUCUGCUGCGCCACCGGCGGCCCGCCGCGCUGCGAGGAGCGCCGCCGCCACACCGACACGGCGGAGCUGGGGUCGCCGGCAGCCCGCCGCCCGCCGUCCCCCGAGGGGCUGCCCGAAUGCCCCUUCUGCGGGGAGGCAGCGGGACGGGAGCUGGAGGCGCACCUCUGGGCUCGGCACGGGCACGUGCUGGGGGACCUGGGCCCAGGAAAUGGUGAACAGCUUUACGAAUGCCCAAUGUGUAGUCUUACCUGUACAAACAUUCAGAUUCUUGAAGAACAUGUGGAUUUACACUUCGAGGAAAACAGCUUUUUGGAAGGUGGAAACAUGAGAGAUCUAGAACUGGCUCAGCAGCUCCAAACUGAAGAAGAUAAAUGGCAGAAAUCAGAAGAAGAGAAGCAAGAGAGGGAAGAAUUUAAAAAGCUGCAGAGACAGUACGGGUUAGAUAAUUCUGGAGGCUACAAGCAGCAAUUCCUAAAGAAUAUGGAAAGAGAAGUUGAUAGAGGAAGAAUGCAACCUUUUGAUUAUCACAAGAGGAAAGCUGACAUGAUGGAAAGUUUGGCUUUUGGUAUAGAUGAUGGGAAAACAAAAACCUCAGGAAUCAUUGAAGCAUUGUGCAAGUACUAUCAGAAUGAAAACAAAGAUGUGAGGCGUGUAUGGCUUUCAGCAAGAGUAGAUCACUUCCACUCAUCUUUGGGCGACAGAGGCUGGGGUUGUGGUUACAGGAAUUUCCAAAUGCUCCUUUCCUCACUGUUGCAAAACAGCUUGUAUAAUGACUGCUUGAGAGAUACUACAGCAAUUCCUUGUAUACCGAAGAUUCAGUCCAUGAUUGAAGAUGCCUGGAGAGAAGGCUUUGAUCCUCAUGGGGCAUCUCACUUCAACAACAGAUUACAUGGCUCAAAAGCAUGGAUAGGAGCAUGUGAAAUUUAUUCACUGUUAACCAGUCUAAGGAUAAAGUGUCAAAUCAUUGACUUUCACAAACCAACAGGCCCUACAGGUACACACCCUCGUUUAUUUGAAUGGGUUUUGCAUUACUAUUCUGCAGAUAAUGGAAGUGGUGCAAAGGUAGUGUGUACUUCCAAGCCACCCAUCUACUUGCAACAUGAAGGUCAUAGUCGUACUGUUGUUGGAAUAGAAGAGAAGAAGAAUAAAACCUUAUGUUUGCUACUGUUUGAUCCGGGAUGUCCUUCCCAAGAAAUGCAGAAACUGCUAGAACAAAACAGUGAUGGUACUAGUCUCAAACUACUUCGGAAAUACCUGGGUAGCUUAAAAGAAAAACAAUAUCAGAUAGUGGCUGUAGAUGGUGUACUUGCCUUGGAAGAGAAGGCUGCCCGCUGCCAUGCUUCUCAGGUCUUAACAUCAGAGAAGAUUCCUUAAAGGAUGCCUUUAUUACCUAUUUCUGCAAUUUGCUGGAUGCAAAACAUGAAACUUCUGGACUGUGACCCUAUCUCCAUGAUUUUAGACUUAAACUAUGUCUCCAUAAAUGCCUGGGGUCUCUGGAGAAGCACAGCACUGGAGUAGACCUGUUGUUUUGAUCUGCAGUCAAAGCUCUGCCCUCUUGAUGACUCUGUAACUCUGAAGUAUAAUAGUGCUUGUCUUAAAAGAAAAUUUGGUAUUUUCUUUGUUGCUUAAAUUACCAAGCAACACCUACCAUUCCAUAGCAGACUAUGCACCACAGGUAACUGCCAGUAAGCAGUGGGUAGAUACCGUGGAACUACUUUAUUGGAGUACUAGGUCAUGGUUUACCUCUGUAAAUAUAUUUAUGCUGCCUCUGUGGCCAGUGCUCUAUUUCUUAACCAAAUUUGAUCAACAAAUAUCUAUUAUGCCUCAGCAAAUUUUCCUGCAGCUAUUUGCAAGUACAGAGACAGUUUAGAGAUUUCACAAUACAAUAUGUUCCACAAAGGAUUAGUUUGCUACUGAACUUCUUUUCAGUUAGUUAGCUGGUUCCUCUGCAUACAUAUGUCACAUGUAAACAUGAAUGUGUGCUUAUGGGGUGGAUCAGUGUUCGCAUUGGCUGUGAGGUCUAAGGUAGUGGUGUCCAAAAUGUGGGGUACAUGUGCUGUAGGGGCUGCACAAGGCAAUCCACUGAGGUAUAGUGGGGUAUAGUAUCCUUUUUUAAUUUCUGGUUUUGUUUAUGUUUUAUAAUGUACAUCCCCCUAGGUCUCAGAGACAUCUCAAAAGGAUGUGUGAACUGAUUGUCAAGUAGAGUCUUCAUUGUGCAGGGUUAAUGCCAUUUAAGAGACUGCAGCUAUCUGCUGAAACAAGUAUCUUGGGCAUUUGAGGCACCCUGCUAUAUCUAAGACAUGCUGCUCUGGCAGAUUGUAAGCAUCAUCCCUCACCAGCAGGGCAGCUGGAGGCUGGGAAGGAUGGUUGAGUCUGUUGCAGAUAGCACAGGAUGCCUUUGUGUAAGCAACUGAAUCAUGCCAUAGCAUCUGUUUACUGUAACUAGAGCUUAGAUACUUACCUUUUCAUUUAGACUCUUGCAUGUUAACAUCUAGGUGUAGGUGUAGGAGUCUUACCAUUGACCUGCUUCUGCCAUGUUUAAUAUACUUUGGCAAUAAGAACCAGUAGUUUUUGAAAGUAUGAAACACAUGAACAUAUAAAGGUAUUACAGCCCAUAAAUCAGGAAUUUUUCUGAAACAUGCAUGAAAGAAAAAAUUAAAAUAUGAAAGUGGAUUAAUUUCAGUAGAUAUGUAAAAGUGGCCUUUAACCUGUGAAAGAAUUAAAUAUUCAGAACACUAGAGGAGCUGAGACUAGGAAUAUAGUUUCUGGGAAUUGGGAGACCAUUAGCUGCCAUAUUAGCCCUGCUCUAUGUGCAUAUGUUCUUAGGCCAUGUCAAGUUUGGCAGCCAUGUGAUCAUUUAACGUCUUGCAGAUAGACUUCAGUCUUCUCUGUACUGUUCCUUCACCUCCCCUGUGAUUGGGGCUGAGUCUGUACCUGGCUAAGGCUCUGCUAAUUCCAGACCAAGCGUGCUCUUUACUAAUCUGACACUGUGCCCAGAUAUUUAAGCCUUAAGAAGCAGGAAUUGUAGCUCAGCACCAGCUCUUCAUUUCAGCACUUCACAGCCUGCCACUGGGACUUAGCCGGUGUUUCAAUGAAAUGCCGUAAUGUGCCAAAUUUGAAAUAAUCUCUUUGUACUGGCUUGUGCAUGCUGUUUGAUUCCUGUGUAAUCACUGCAGAGCAGGUAGACUGUAAGUGAGCAGGAGAGUGAAAAUCUUGUUUGAUCCAGCUGAAGAUGCCAUUACAAGGGCUGUUGUGAUGGCAAUUCCUGGCACCUACUGGACAGAAACCAACCACUUGAGAUACUUGGUUCUUUGUGUAAGCAUGACUUUAUGCCAAAAUCCUAAUAAAUUUUAUUGUGUUUGUUUU
Pezoporus occidentalis (night parrot) is the source of this 3462-nucleotide messenger RNA. It is a transcript of the gene ZUP1, whose product is annotated as zinc finger containing ubiquitin peptidase 1. The record is from RefSeq and is a predicted model, not a curated record. Lineage: Eukaryota; Metazoa; Chordata; Aves; Psittaciformes; Psittacidae. Bases 1 to 1470 code for a protein of 489 amino acids. The transcript has 9 exons.